GACUGCAGGCGCGAGAUAGAGAGCGGGGAUUCGAGGAACCAAUCUCGAUCCAUUUUUCCGUUCUCUUUCGAUUCAUCGAGCGAGCAGGUCCGGAUCAUUAGGGAUUUAUCAUCGGAUCGAGUUGGAAGAAUAAUGGCGAAGCAGAGGAGCGGCUGCUCCUUCCUCUACCAACUCCUCUUUGCAGGUCAAGUUAUCCAAAUUCUUGGCAUCACAGUAGGUAUCAAUUACGGGCAGAUUGCCAACAAUCUUCCCUCUCCAAAUCGAGUUGCAAGCCUACUGCAUUCCCUCAGUGUCAACAGAGUAAAGCUUUAUGAUGCUGAUCAGAAUGUUCUUAGCGCAUUCAUCAAUACUGACAUCGAGUUUGUAAUAGGAAUUGGCAACGAGAAUGUAUCAACAAUGACUGAUCCCGCAAAAGCACUUGGAUGGCUCCAACAGCAUGUCCUGCCUUACCUUCCCUAUACUAAGAUCACCUGUAUAACUGUCGGAAAUGAAAUCUUCAAAGGCAAUGACACUGUUCUCAUGGCAAAUCUUCUGCCAGCCAUGCAAUCAGUCUAUCAAGGCCUGGUUUCCCUUGGAUUGGAUAAACAAGUGAAUGUUACAAGUUCUCAUUCCCUCGAUAUGUUAGGGAACUCCUACCCUCCUUCAGCAGGCUCAUUCCGGCAAGACCUAGCAGUGUAUAUCCAGCCGAUCCUUAACUUCCAUUCAAUGACGAAAUCACCCUUCCUCAUCAAUGCUUAUCCUUAUUUUGCAUACAAAGCAAACCCUGGAACUGUCUCCCUAGACUAUGCCCUCUUCGAGCCCAAUGAGGGAGUUACUGAUCCAGUCACAAAUCUGAACUACGACAACAUGCUAUAUGCGCAGAUUGAUGCGGUUUAUUCUGCUGUCAGAGCAUUAGGACACUCUGAUAUAGAAGUCAGGAUUUCCGAGACUGGGUGGCCAUCUAGAGGGGACUCUGAUGAGGUAGGUGCAACACCAGAAAAUGCUGCAAAGUACAACGGUAAUCUGCUGCAGAGGACAGCGAUGAAACAAGGAACUCCGAUGAAUCCUACUGUUCCUGUAGAUAUAUAUGUCUUUGCAUUGUUUAAUGAAGACUUAAAGCCCGGACCAACUUCAGAAAGAAAUUACGGACUAUUUUAUCCUGAUGGAACUCCUGUUUAUAACAUUGGUUUGAAUGGAUAUCUUCCACCCAUGUUGUCUUCAAGCUUCAAGAUGAUGCCUGCUUUGAGCAUUUUUGGAAUUGCCACUGCAAUUUCGAUCCUAACCUGACAGUAUUCUCUACCGACAUCAACCGAAGUGGAUCGACAGGUAUGUAGCUGAGUUGGUACCGAUGUGACGUAACAGGAUAGAACCACCAAUGCACUUCUCGCUGUUCGUCGGUGGAUUUUGUUUCGACUCAACUCAUUUAACCAAGUAUCUUCCAUGGCAUUGUUCAGCACGAUUGCGAUUAAACUUGCAGUCACUGGGAGAUUGGGAUGCACCUUGUUAGCAUUUGAGAUAAGUGGGAGUUCUCAUGGUGCCUAAAUGGCAUGUGGAGAACGUUGCCCUGUGUGCUCCAUAGCACCAAAAGAUAUUCUAAUAAUCCCAGAAAGCCUGUUGCCUUCAUUAAUUUCCCCCUUUUUAUCAAUUUAUUCUUCUCCUGAUAUAAUUCAGAAUAAGAAUGGGUUUUCUAAUGAUCCUGGAACAAUCAGAUAGUGCAUUGUGAAUUUUAAUUUAACCCAAAUAUGCAAUAUAUCUAGCA
Molecule: messenger RNA, 1738 nt
Organism: Zingiber officinale
Lineage: Eukaryota; Viridiplantae; Streptophyta; Magnoliopsida; Zingiberales; Zingiberaceae
Product: glucan endo-1,3-beta-glucosidase 14-like
Exons: 3
Coding region: 133-1266 (377 amino acids)
Biological process (GO): carbohydrate metabolic process
Cellular component (GO): plasma membrane
Molecular function (GO): hydrolase activity, hydrolyzing O-glycosyl compounds
Source: RefSeq, a predicted model, not a curated record